Molecule: messenger RNA, 837 nt
Organism: Aspergillus chevalieri
Lineage: Eukaryota; Fungi; Ascomycota; Eurotiomycetes; Eurotiales; Aspergillaceae
Exons: 2
Coding region: 1-837 (278 amino acids)
Source: RefSeq, a predicted model, not a curated record
AUGAAGUUCACUGGAAUCGCCGCUAUGCUCGCCGUUGUCACCGCUGUGACCGGCGCUGCCAUCCCCAACGUCAACGGUGCUCUCGCCGAGGUUCACCAGGUCACUGGUGAUGUCAAGGGUCUCCUCUCCAACGUUCUUGGCACCAAGGACGAGGCUCAAGUCAACAAGCUCGUCUCUCAGCUCGAGAAUGUUCAGAAGGCCCUCGAGGGCCUCACCGGCAGUGAGCAGAAGCGUGACCUCCUCAACGUUGGUGUCGGCGCCGACGUCGACGUCCUCAAGCGUGACGACGUCCUUGGCGACCUCACCAAGACCCUUGGCCUCAAGCGUGACGAGGGCCUCCUUGGCGACCUCCCCCUUGUUGGUGACCUCAAGCGUGACGAGGGCCUCCUUGGCGACCUCCCCCUUGUUGGUGACCUCAAGCGUGACGACGCCAUCUCCAGCCUCGCCGAGCAGAUCACUCCCCAGGUCACCCAGGUCGUUCAGGGUCUCAACGUCCAGCAGAUCACUGGUCUCCUGAACAUCCUCAACGUCAACGGCCUCCUCACCAACGUCGAGUCCGUCCUCAGCAACCUCCUCGGCGGUGGUCUCCUCAAGGGCCUCACUGGUAAUCUCCUCGGUGGUAUCCUCAAGCGUGACGACGCCAUCUCCAGCCUCGCCAGCCAGCUCCUUCCUAAGCUCACCCAGGGUGGUAUCCUCCCCCAGGACCUUAGCGUUGAGCAGCUCACUGGUCUCCUCAACAUUCUCAACGUCAACAACCUCCUGACUGGCGUCGAGAGCCUCGUCCAGAACCUGCUCGGUGGUGGUCUCCUCAAGGGUCUCACCGGUGACCUUCUGUAA